AUGGUUCUUGUACCGCUCAUAGCUGAAUUCUUACGUCAAGCUUACGGUUGGAGAGGUGGACUGCUCAUCAUAAGCGCUCUGAUGGCUAAUAUUAUCCUAGUUGGCAUGGCAAUUCAAUUGGAAUCAGAUGAGAGUAGCAGACAGAGAAAUGGCUUUCAGAGUGUCCCGAGUUCGCCACCAGGGUUUAGCGAGGGAGAAGAAAGCAACAUCAACACAAGUCGGGACACAGAAGAUGACGACAGAGACGUCAGCGGAGUUUUUCGCAGGAUCACCAACAGUCUACGCCAAUCUGAUUUUUACGUGGAUCCUGUGUUCAAUGUGUUAUUUGGUGUAACUUUGGCGUCGCAUAUGGUUUGGAGUGGUUGGCACUCCUUUCUUGUACCGCAUGCUCUGCAGAGAGGGAUCUCUGUCCGGAACACCAUUAUCAUCACCUUUUCAGCUGCAAUAGGGAAUACCUUCAGCAGGGUUGCUGUUGGUUUCCUUACCAACAGCCUCGUCAAACCUGUCACUCUCUAUCUCAUCGCUACAAUCCUGAACAUCGCCGCUCUUCUUUGCGAUGUGUAUUUCGUCGACUACUACGCCAUGUUGGUGACGACAUGUAUCUCCGCGAUAGCAGUAGGAGGGAAGGCGGUGCUGGGACAGCUGGUCAUUAGGGGUAGAGCGUCUUCCGAAAAGUUUGAUGUCGCGUAUGCAGUCGAUCAACUUUUUAUCGGAUUCGGGAUGUUUCUUGGAGGCUAUUUGGGUGGCAUGAUUGCGGAUCACUUCUCAUCCUACAACGCAACGUUCACACUAUUAGCUUUCAUCGAGGUCGUCGUUCUCCUUCUAAUCGUGGUCGUGAGAUGCAGACCAAAAGCAAACCCCGUCUGA
Molecule: messenger RNA, 867 nt
Organism: Strongylocentrotus purpuratus (purple sea urchin)
Lineage: Eukaryota; Metazoa; Echinodermata; Echinoidea; Camarodonta; Strongylocentrotidae
Exons: 3
Coding region: 1-867 (288 amino acids)
Biological process (GO): transmembrane transport
Molecular function (GO): monocarboxylic acid transmembrane transporter activity
Source: RefSeq, a predicted model, not a curated record